CAGACAGACAGACAGACAGACAGACAGACAGACAGACAGACAGCCCGGGUGAGGCAGACAUUGUCAGCAAAGUUGCAGCGAGACACAGCUGCCGCGGGGCCCCGGGACCAACGGGAAAGGCGAGAUUGAACACAUCAAGGUGCCGACAUUGGACCUGGGCUCAUGUGGACAUCGAUGCUGACUGGAGCCGGUUGCUGAAUAAACAGCGUCCACAGCGGGGGAACUAUCCUGUUGCAACAGGUGGAUGCUGUGUUGAUGACUUCACACGGUCUACAUUUGGAAUAUGAGUGCAUAAAUAUUAAUUUGACAACAUGAUGCUGGCAUGGUUGCCAUGAAGAUUGAUAACUUGCAGGCCACUGCAGAGAAUCCUUUGAACAAUGCGUGCAAUGCAGCAAUUGCUGCUUCUGCCGACGAGUUGCCAGAGAAUGCAUCAAAACAGCAGUAUGUGAUGGAGGUGACAUACAGCAAUGGCCAGCCUUCAUCAUCCAUACUCAGAACCAGCAGCACGUCCAGUGAUAUUCCCAUCUGCAGAAUUUGCCAUGACCCUGGCGACAAGGAGUGCCUGCUCUCUCCGUGUGAAUGUUCAGGGACUUUGGGCACUGUUCACCGCAGCUGCCUGGAGCAGUGGCUGGCUGCAUCGUGCUCCAGUCACUGUGAACUAUGCCACUUCGAGUUUACUCUGGAACGGAUGUCAAGACCACUCUUAGAGUGGCUGAAGGACCCUGCACUACAACACAAGAGGAAGAUGCUGUGUGGAGAUAUCAUCUGUUUUCUCUUCAUCACACCAUUGGCGACUUUGUCGGGCUGGCUCUGUGUCCAUGGAACCGUUGACCAUUUUUACUUCAACAGCAGUAUAGAAGCAGUGGGACUUCUCAUUCUUUCUGCUGUGCUAAUCACCAUUUACAUUCUCUGGACAACGGCUUCGUUCCGAUAUCACAUGCGGCUGUUGAAGGAGUGGAGGCGGACCAAUCAGAAAGUUAAAUUGCUAAUUCCACGUUCACAAGUGGUGGUGAACAACCUGCCGAACCUUCUAGCCCCAAACACAAGCAUUAUUGUUUCCAAAGAAACCAUCGUCUGACUUCAGAAGGAACUGUCUUGAAUCUUCUGCAGCUGGAAGAGGGACCAAUCUUCCAAGUUACAGCAAAUAAUAAAGCAAAAAUGGGUUAAUAAGGUAGAACGAGCAAUGACCUUUCCAUGAAUACUGCUCCUUCUUAAAUAUUCUGCUACCUGACUGCAGACUAUUCAGCAUUAUCAUACAACAGCAAACAAACAAAGAUGAAUAUUAAAACUGGUGGUAAACUAAUACUUCUUUGUACCUUUUAUUCAAUUAUUCCCCUUGAGAGUUCUUGUGCUACUUGUCAGGGCUAAUUACCUGAGCUGUCAGGUAUAAAAUCAUCUUUCUCAUAGUGGGAAUUAAAAUGACCACUAGCAACUCUCUCUCUCACCGUCUCUCUGUUAGACGGCAUCUGUUUAAGGUGAAUCUUGCUGCAUUUGAUUCAUUAUCUGUUGUAGGUUUAGCAAUGGUCAGAAUGCCACUAAACCACACAACAUGCGGCAUUAUUGCAAGUUACGACACUUGUAAACAAUGAGAAAAAACAUUGGUAAAUAUCACCACAAAAAUUAAAAACCCUAACUAUACUUAGUUUGAUAAAUCAUACAGAGGCUCAAAAUAUUAUUUUAAUAUAAACUGAGAGAACAUCUAACACAAUGUUUAAUCUUUCAUUGUAAUUUUGGUUUCAGUUUUUUUUGAGUGCAACAGUUUGAUAAAAUAAUAAACAUGUUGAUUUUACUGCCUGUUAAAAUUUUGAGUACAGAUGUUGAAAUUGAUACCCUUGUUAAAGAAUAAAAUAAAUGUGGAACAGCUCAAUAUUUUGUGAAUUUUAA
Messenger RNA from Amblyraja radiata (thorny skate), 1884 nucleotides. It is a transcript of the gene marchf3, whose product is annotated as membrane associated ring-CH-type finger 3. Gene Ontology annotation, biological process: protein ubiquitination. The record is from RefSeq and is a predicted model, not a curated record. NCBI's taxonomy places the organism in Eukaryota, Metazoa, Chordata, Chondrichthyes, Rajiformes, Rajidae. Gene Ontology annotation, molecular function: zinc ion binding; ubiquitin-protein transferase activity. The transcript is spliced from 5 exons. The coding region runs from base 323 to 1078 and encodes 251 amino acids.